GAAGAUCAGUGUGUCUAAAAGCUCGCUGCGUCCUGACGGUUAAUCAUUAGCUCGGGACGUACUUAGAACCGGAGUGUGGAGUUUGGAUUCUGCCCUUCGUCCAGAUACACAUCAUUUAAGCUAACUUGGAGCCUACAGGCGUCUUGCUCCCUCUCUUCCUCUCUCUCCCUCUCUCUAUUUUUUUGUCCUUUCCUGGCUCACCCCUCUUUCUUCACUCCACUGGUCACUCUGCAGGACCACCAUGCAGCGGCUAGUUGCCUUCCUGCUCUGCCUGACUGCUUUUUUAAGCGCCUCCUCUGAAGGUGCGAACGCAGGCCCACGGCUGAACGAUGGACGGCUCUACAGAUUCCGUUACGGGGUGGAGCUUGCGAUGAACCGGCCCAAAGGACCAGCCAGAGGGAACGUGGGAUUCAAGCUCUCAAGUGAUGUGGGCAUCAGUCUGGCCUGGAGAAAUCCAGAGAACCAGGAUGACCAACUGCUUAGAGUCCAGAUCUCCAAUGUUCAGUUAGAGAAUGCUGUGCAGCGCUCACGAAAGAACAACAUCUUCCAUGGCGCCACCACAGAGAGCAUUCUGGGAAAAGCUAAGCUUGAAGCUCUGGAGAGACCCUUCAUGCUGCUGUGGAGAAUGGGCAAGGUGAGGAGCCUCUACACACACUCAGGAGAACCAACCACCAUCAAGAACCUGAAGAGAGGCGUGGCCAGUAUGCUAAUGAUGCAGCUGAAAUCUGGAAAGAUGAUGGAGGCUGAUGUAUCAGGGAAAUGUCUUGUUGAGUAUAAGGCCACUAAAGAUCAGGUGAUUCGCACCAAGCACAUGGACAGCUGCAAAACCCCGGAAACCGGAUUUACCACAUACAGCCAGGUUUUGGGUGUGAGCGGGAAAUCUACCUUGGUAAGCGUCAUCACUCUGCAAGAUGGCUUCAUCAAGUCAGCCGUUGCCGAGGAAACGCACAUCCUCUCCAUCAAUGCCCGUCACACAACCGCUGCUAAAAUCCUGUCCAGGCAGUCGCUGUCACUGCUGGAGGUAGCCUCAGGCCCGGCGGAAGCUGCUGGAAAAGAUGCAGCCAGUGUGGUGAAGAGUCUGGACCCAAAGCUCUCCUCAGUUGGGGUCGUCUCAGAGAAGGGAAAGAGCAAGUGUAAAGGGUGUCCUACACUGAUGGAUACCUGGAAAUCUCUCCGUGGGGAGUUGGAGCCGAACUCGAUGUCUAAAGCAACCGCCCCUCGCAGCUUCCUGACCCUGAUCCAACAGCUCCGAUCGGCCAGCAAGAGCGAAAUCCUUAGAGUGCUCCGCAACUGCAGCAAAACAGCACUCCCUCAGCUGGUGGACGCUGUGACCUCCGCCCAGACGGCCUCAUCUCUGGCGGCCAUGCUGGAGUUCUUGGACUUCAGUAAGGAGGACGGCAUUCUGCUGCAGGAGCGAUUCCUCUACGCCUGUGGCUUCGCUUCACACCCCACAGAGAGCAUGCUUCAGGCUCUGCUGGAUAUCUCUAAGGGAAAGAUCGCCAGCACUGACAUUAAGGAGUCGGUUGUGAUCAUAAUGGGAGCUUUGGUCCGGAAACUCUGUCAGAAAGGAGGAUGCGACCUACCAACAGUUGUUACGGUGAAGCAGCAGCUCCUGGGUGGGCUGGACGACACGAAGGACGAGGCGGAGGUGCAGAUGUACCUGCUGGCCCUCAAAAACUCCCUCCUGCCCGAGGCCAUCCCUAUCCUGACCCGAUUUGCAGAGUCCGAAACCGGAGCGUACUGCACCAUCGCCAUCUCCGCCCUGCAGAGAUACGACCCUCCGCUCAUCACACGAGAGGUGAAGCAGACACUGAACCGGGUGUAUCAUCAGAACCGGCGCGUGUACGAGAAGAACGUGCGCGCAGCGGCGGCUGACGCCAUUCUGAGCAGCAACCCGUCCUACAUGGAGGUGAAGAACCUGCUGCUGUCCAUCGGUCACCAGAACCACGAGAUGAACAAGUACAUGCUGUCCAAAGUGCAGGACAUCCUGCGAUUUGAAAUGCCCGCAAGUAAACUGGUGCAGCAGGCUAUGAAAGACAUGAUCACCCACAACUACGAUCGCUUCUCAAAGAUGGGAUCCUCCUCGGCCUACUCCGGCUUCAUGACCCAGGGCGCCGAUGUCACUACCACCUACAGCCUGGACAUCCUGUACUCCGGCUCCGGCAUCCUGAGGAGAAGCAUCAUGAACAUUUUCGGCCAAAGCUACGGCGCCCUCCUGCAGGGCCUGCAGGUGGCCAUUGAGGCACAGGGUUUGGAGUCUCUAAUCGCUGCCACACCUGACGAAGGUGAAGAGGACCUGGAAUCUUUCGCCGGAAUGUCGGCGCUCCUUCUGGAUGUGCAGCUCCGCCCCGUAACAUUCUUCAAGGGCUACAGUGACCUGAUGUCUAAAAUGUUCUCCAUGUCAGGAGACCCCAUUAGUGUGGUAAAAGGGCUCAUCCUGCUCACUGACCAUUCACAGGUGAUCCCCCUGCAGUCUGGUCUGAGGGCAGCUGUAGAGUUCCAAGGUGGUCUGGGUAUUGAUAUCUCUGGUGGAAUGGAGUUUAGCCUUUGGUACAGAGAAUCCAAGACCAGCGUCAACAACAGGGGUUCUCUGGUGGUUGUGGGUAAUGUGACGGUGGAUGCUGAUUUCCUGAGCGUGGGAAUGGAGGUGAGCUUCGAUAUGGAGGCAGCUCUGGACUUCAUCACCACGGUUCAGUUCUCCAACUACCCCUUCCUCGUCUGCAUGCAGAUGGACAAAACCACCUUCCCCUUCAGGCAAACUGUGUCUAAAGUGGAGAAGCUAGCUUCCGGGAAGCAUUUCGCCUUGCAGAAGAUGAAAGAGGAGCUGGUGCCGGGCUCGGAAUUCCCUCUUCAUCAGGAAAACUCCAACAUGUGCAAGAAGGUUUUUGACAAUUCCUGGUAGAUCCCAAAAAUGUAACUAACCCAUAUGGAAAAAGAUUUUUUUAUAGAUAUUAAAUUCAUUAAAUAUAUUGCAUAAAUAAUAUAUAUAUAUAUAUAUAUAUUAUUUAUGCAAUAUAUUUAAUGAAUUUUUUUAAGAGCACAUUCCAUACAGAUAUUAAAGCGAGAGAUUUUAUUUAACUUAAACAAGUUUUUUAGAUACAGGUUUUUAAAGAAGAAUGCAUUUUAAAACAAUAAAAAAUAAAUAUAUGAAUUGAUACAUUUUUAUAUAUGCCAAAACAUAUGUUUUAAAAAUACUUUUAAUAUAUUUGGCCAUUUUUGCACCUUGCAUAUGUUUGAUAAAUACAUUCUGGAUACAUUUUUUUCCAUAUGGGAAUGUUACAGGUUGGGCUGAAUUGGCUAAGUGCUACAUGCCUCAAGACUGUACUGAACUUAACAUUUUUAAAUAAAAAUGGCUUAGCCAAAAGUGCUAAAGUCUUCUGUAGGCUAGGUAGGGUGUUGGUUGGCUUUUAAGCCACUCCUCCUUUUUUACAUCGAACUUUCCCCUUAAGUGCUAAUAAUGCUGCAUUCCAUUUACUUCGGAAGUCCGUUGUUGGGGCUGGGAAUGAUGUCACCACUGCAGUUUCUGAAUCAAUUUCUCUGAUUUUGUUAUUUAUAGGUAUAUGUUUGAGUAAAAUGAACAUUGUUGUUUUAUUCUAUAAACUACAGACAAUAUUUCUCCCAAAUUCCAAAUAAAAUAUUGUCAUUUAGAGCAUUUAUUAGCAGAAAAUUAAAGAUGCAGAGACCUCAAAUAAUGCAAAGAAAACAAGUUCACAUUCAUAAAGUUUUAAGAGUUCAGAAAUAAUCAAUAUUUGGUGGAAUAACCCUGUUUUUCACAGUUUUUUAUGCAUCUUGGCAUCAUGUUCUCCUCCACCAGUCUUACACACUGCUUUUGGAUAACUUUAUGCCGUGCAGACUCUUGCAACUUAUGGACUUGAAAUUCUUUUUUAGACUUGUUUAGACAUUCCAGUUGAGAAAUUCAGAAAUUCGUAAGUUCAGAUGGAGCGCAGCAUUAAAAAAAAGUGUGGUUUAACACAAGGUGCUAAUGAUGCUAACAGUGCGUAAAAAAAAAAAAAAGUAAAAAAAAAAAGCAAGAGUUACCAUGACCUUCUUUGAGUAAUGCUAACUCACUCGGACUCUUUUGCUAUUGUUAGCAUAAGCUGGACUGAAAAAGCACACAGCUUUCACUACAAUCAAUUCAUAGGUUUAUGCGAGUUUAUGGUGGUUGUGGUGCUGAUUAGCUCCAAAACAACAUACUCCAUAUUCUUCUUUAUUCUAGCAGGAAACUAAAUAAUAAAUUUUAUUUAUUUGAGGAAUACGAAAAAAUGACAUGAUGAAUCAGGACCCCGCCUCCAGUAAUUGGUGUUGUGCUAUUUUUAUAUGUAUGAUGUGUUAUAACAGGACAGGUGUAAUAACAGGCUGUACAGCUGCUUCUAGGUUAUUUAUUUGGUCAAACCAAUUUCUACCACACCUCAGGCAACGCAGCCAAAGGAAGAACCAGCAACACACCAGAUGUUUACAGUCUUUUAUUUUUCGAGACAAACAGGAAAUGAAUUAGCAUUUUAUUGGACAAAAUGGUGCCUUGUAAAUUGUAUGUUUCAUCUUUUUUAUGGGUCGGUGUAAAUAUUCUUCAGGGGUUAAUUUUUGACAAUGUAAACGUGAAUAAAAGACCAUGUGAUUUUAAAAUACAA
Astyanax mexicanus (Mexican tetra) is the source of this 4628-nucleotide messenger RNA. It is a transcript of the gene mttp, whose product is annotated as microsomal triglyceride transfer protein. NCBI's taxonomy places the organism in Eukaryota, Metazoa, Chordata, Actinopteri, Characiformes, Acestrorhamphidae. The record is from RefSeq and is a predicted model, not a curated record. Bases 242 to 2902 code for a protein of 886 amino acids. The transcript is spliced from 18 exons. Gene Ontology annotation, cellular component: basolateral plasma membrane; Golgi apparatus; endoplasmic reticulum. Gene Ontology annotation, biological process: lipoprotein metabolic process; cholesterol homeostasis; lipid transport. Gene Ontology annotation, molecular function: lipid binding.